CUUGGAAAUGAAAUAUCUAAACGUUGCGGAAAAAAAUGAUGCUGCUAAAACAAUUGCAGGUCAAUUGUCAAAUGGAACAGCACGAAGACGCGAAGGAUAUUCUGUCUACAACAAAAUAUAUGAUUUUGAGGCUAUUGUCAAAGGAACGAAGUCUAAAAUGGUUAUGACAUCUGUAUCCGGUCAUCUGUUGCAGCUAGAAUUCCUGAAUUCAUAUCGUAACUGGCAAAAUGUUGAUCCCGAAAGUUUAUUUGAUGCUCCUAUCCGAAAAGGUUGCAAUGAACAAUAUCAGCCGAUUAAGAGGACAUUAGAAAGAGAGGUACGAGGAUGUCAGGGAUUAAUAAUAUGGACGGAUUGUGAUCGUGAGGGUGAAAAUAUUGGUUUUGAAAUAAUUGAUGUUUGUCGCGCUGUUAAACCCAAUAUCGUUGUAUACCGAGCAAUCUUUUCUGAGAUCACAGGAACAGCUGUAAAAAGGGCACUACAAAAUCUUACUAUUCCUGACAAGAGACAAAGCGAUGCUGUCGAUGUUCGAACCGAGUUAGAUUUGAGAACUGGAGCCGCAAUAACACGAUUUCAAACGAUGCGAUUACAGAGAUUGUUUCCUGAAAAAAUUUCCGAUAAAUUAAUUUCUUAUGGUAGCUGUCAAAUUCCAACUUUAGGAUUUGUUGCCGAGCGGUACAAGGAAAUAGAAGCAUUUGUGUCCGAACCAUUUUGGAAAAUAAAAGUAACUCAUACGAUCGAUGAUUUAACGGUGGAAUUUGUUUGGGCUCGAAAUCGCCUUUUUGACAAGCAAGCAUGUGAAGAUUAUUAUUUGCUUUGUAUUGCGAAUCCAAAGGCCACUGUCGAAAGUGUUACGGUAAAACCGAAAAGUAAGUGGAGGCCAACACCUAUGGACACAGUGGAAUUAGAAAAGUUAGGAUCACGGAAAUUAAAACUUUCUGCGAAAGAAGUUAUGACAAUUGCAGAGAAACUAUAUACCAAAGGUAUAAUCAGUUAUCCUCGUACUGAGACCAAUAUGUUUUCCAAAGAAAUUGAUUUACGAUCUCUCGUACAACAACAAACCCAACAUGGAGUUUGGGGUUCAUUUGCAGAACGUGUUUUAGAAUGGGGACCAAAUCCUCGAAAUGGCUCAAAAUCCGAUCAAGCGCAUCCACCGAUCCAUCCAACAAAAAUGGUAAAUGAUCUAAAUGGAAAUGAAGGCAGAGUCUAUGAAUUAAUAUGCCGCCAUUUUUUGGCUUGCGUCAGUAAAGAUGCUGUUGGCUCCGAAACUAUUGUAAAUAUAACAAUCGAAGGGGAAAAGUUUUCGGCAAAUGGCUUGGUAAUAUUCGAGAGAAAUUAUCUGGACGUGUACAUAUAUGAGAAGUGGAAUGCGAAGCAAAUACAUAAAUACGAAGAAGGCCAAGUUUUCGAACCAACAGAAAUAACAAUGCCGGAGGGCCAUACCACAGCACCGCCUCUUUUAACGGAAGCAGAUCUUAUUGCCUUAAUGGAAAAACAUGGAAUAGGAACCGAUGCGACGCAUGCCGAACAUAUCAAUACUAUUAAAGAGAGAGGAUAUAUAGGUGUUGUAGACAAUGGAUCACUAGUACCUGGCGUCAUAGGGAUGGGCCUAUAUGAAGGAUAUGAUGCUAUGGAAUUGGCGCUAGCAAAGCCAAUGUUGAGGGCUGAAUUUGAAUCUGACCUAAAAAAGAUAUGCUUGGGCGAAAAAGAUCCAAAAACUGUUUUGAGAGAGCAAAUUGCCAAGUAUAAGCAAGCCUAUAAGCAGAUAAUGGAUAAAAUAACAGCCAUGGAUGAGAAAAUGGCGCAAAGAAUAGAUGAAGCUCCAAAACAGAGAGACGACAAUAGUACGCAAGGAACGGAUAGCGCACAAAACAAUCCGAAACGAAUACAAGAGGUGUUUACGUGUCCGAAGUGUUCUAUUGCGCCUCUAGCAUUGAAGCAAAAAAAUAACAAACCAGGACAUUUUAUUGGCUGUCUCAAUUUUCCGAAUUGCAAAAAUUGCAUUUGGUGGCCAGAUGAAUGUAAAGAUCCUUCAGUUUUGGAUGAAUAUUGUCCAAGGUGUGGAUCCGAGUACAAACUAAUAAAAAUGCGAUUUUCUCUUCCCUAUCAUAGGACAUUAUUCAAUAGUCCAAGUGGUUGGUAUAAAACUUGUUUACAAUGUGAUGCUCAAUUCCGAAAUACUUUCAAUAUAAAUAUUGAAUGUGUAAAACGCACGGGUCCGAUAGUUAGCGAUACACCAAUUAAUUAUGGUUCCGUCAGCCCCAUGCCUGCCGCCACGACAGCCACCAAAUCAAAGAAAACCUCUACUAAAACUAAAGAAAAACCUGCAACGUCGAACGCCGCAUCAAAACCUAGAAAAACGUCUGAGAAAGCAGCGAAAAAAGAUAAAAAAGUAGCAACGGAGACCACCACAAUUAGAUCAUAUUUUACAUCAGCCCCUACAAAUACUGUCGCAGAUUCUGAAUAUAAUGGAUUUUUUGAUAGCAACGAUGGUGAUGAUGAUGAACUUCUAUUAGCAGCCAUCCCAGAAACCACAAAUUCCAAUCAAAUAACCGUACAAGAAUCUCGGCUCCCUGCUGAUAUUGCAGAAAUGUUUAAUGAUGAUGAUGACGAGUUGUUGGCCAACAUUCCCAUGGAUGUUGAUGACGAUCCAAAAAUAAAUGAAAAUUCUCUAAGCAGACGUCAAAGCACAAGUGCGUUAGUUCAAUCGAAUGAUAUUUUUGAUGAUAGUUUAUCGGCUGUCUUUAACGAUGAUAAUGAUUUUGGUGAUGACUAUGUUUGGGGCAGUUCGGCAAGGAAUGCCAACAUUUCGAAAACCACAAAUGUUACGGGACAGAUUGCAAAAAGAGCAAAAAUUCAGAGUCUAGAAUCAGAUGACUGGGGAUCUAAUGCCACCAGAUCUACAUAUAGCCAAGCAGACGAAAAUACUAUUAAAUGCAGUGGUUGUCAUUUAGCCGCAAAAGAAUUAUGUGUAAAAAAAGAUGGCCCAAAUAAGGGGCGUAUGUUUUACGUCUGUUCGAAGACUAAUCCCUGCAAGUUUUUCCAAUGGGCUGAUGAGGUCAACGUAAAUCGAAACGAUUUGGUGACAAAUACAUCUGAAUGGGAUUAUGGAACGGGAACUGAAAAUAAUAAUUCUUCGACAUAUACUGAACAAGCAAACGUAAAUUGCAAUUGCAAUCAGCCAGCCAAAAGCUUGACAGUUCGCAAGGAGGGUCCAAAUAAAGGGAGGGGUUUCUAUGCUUGUUCGAAUCGCGACAGCUCUUGUGGUUUCUUUCAGUGGAUUGAUGAUGACGCACAUCAAGAUAAUUUUGCAUGGGGUAGUGGAUCAUCGACAUCAACAAAAGACGUACAUCAUCAUCAUCAUAUGUAA
Musca vetustissima is the source of this 3367-nucleotide messenger RNA. Its product is annotated as DNA topoisomerase 3-alpha-like. Gene Ontology annotation, cellular component: nucleus; chromosome. Bases 8 to 3367 code for a protein of 1119 amino acids. The record is from RefSeq and is a predicted model, not a curated record. Gene Ontology annotation, molecular function: DNA topoisomerase type I (single strand cut, ATP-independent) activity; zinc ion binding; DNA binding. NCBI's taxonomy places the organism in Eukaryota, Metazoa, Arthropoda, Insecta, Diptera, Muscidae. Gene Ontology annotation, biological process: DNA topological change. The transcript is spliced from 9 exons.